UAGACAUCCAACAUAGCAAGCCUUAAAAUUGUGCAUGACCGUGAAACAGCAACCAAUUUCAGUAAAAAAUGAGGUUGCGCCAAGUAAAUGGACACCCAGCAUGGCAAGCCUUAAAAUUGCACACAACCGUGAAACAGCGACAAACGUCAGUGCUCUAUAUUUUGUAUAGGCCAGAGUUUCUCAACCUUUUUUUCAGUGAAGGCACCCUAUAAAAUGAUGGAUAAUCUCAAGGCACCCCAAUCUAAAAUCAGAGACAGUCAAGGCACCCUUUAAAAUUAUGGACAGUCCCGAGGCACCCUUUAAAAUUAUGGACAGUCCCGAGGCGCCCUUUAAAAUUAUGGACAGUCCCGAGCCGCCCUUUGAAAUUAUGGACAGUCCCGAGGCACCCUUUAAAAUUAUGGACAGUCCCGAGGCACCCUUUGAAAUUAUGGACAGUUCCGAGGCACCCUUUAAAAUUACGGACAGUCCCGAGGUACCCUUUAAAAUUACGGACAGUCUUGAGGCACCCUUUAAAAUGAUGGACAGUCCCAAGGCACCCUUUAAAAUUACAGACAGUCUUGAGGCACCCUUUAAAAAAUGGACAGUCCCGAGGCACCCUUUAAAAUUAUGGACAAUCCCGAGGCACCCUUUAAAAUUACGGACAGUCUCGAGGUACUCUUUAAAAUUACGGACAGUCUCGAGACACCCUUUAAAAUUAUGGACAGUCCCGAGGCACCCUUUAAAAUUUAUGGACAGUCUUGAGGCACCCCAUUCUAAAAUGUGA
This is a messenger RNA of Staurois parvus, 763 nucleotides long. NCBI's taxonomy places the organism in Eukaryota, Metazoa, Chordata, Amphibia, Anura, Ranidae. The record is from the annotation of a GenBank genome assembly.